Messenger RNA from Prunus armeniaca (apricot), 303 nucleotides. Lineage: Eukaryota; Viridiplantae; Streptophyta; Magnoliopsida; Rosales; Rosaceae. The record is from the annotation of a GenBank genome assembly.
AUGGCGAGGAGGCCACGCGUGAUUGGAAUUCCGGAGGGGGCGGUGGCGGAUGAUACUGAUACCAAUAGUAGGUCUCUAUAUGUAUGUACCUAUGAGUGCAAGACUGGUCAUGUUCGUUACGAUAUUCGCGCCAUUAAAUUGGGCGAUUUAUUAUACACAUUCAAAUCCAAAUCCAAGAUAGAGUUACUGCGAAAAUUGGCUUCUGUGGAGGGCAAGGGUGUUCCCUACUUGAUGGGUUGCAGUUUGUUGGGCUCCCAAAUUCUUCUUGCCGGCGGCCUGGAACCGGGGGACCCGAAGCAGUAG